AUGCUUCGUCUCGCCAGGAAAGGAUUCUCCCAGUGCGCUAUUAUUCGGUCUUAUGCCAAAGAUGUCAAAUUCGGAGGUGAGGGACGUCAGGCAAUGCUCGUUGGAGUGAAUCUUCUCGCUGACGCUGUGUCUGUAACAAUGGGCCCAAAGGGAAGAAAUGUGAUUAUUGAACAGUCUUGGGGAAGCCCAAAGAUCACCAAGGACGGAGUCACAGUUGCGAAGUCCAUUGAUCUUAAGGAUAAAUACCAAAACUUAGGAGCUAAGCUAAUCCAAGAUGUUGCUAAUAAAGCCAACGAAGAAGCUGGCGAUGGAACAACUUGCGCCACCGUUCUCGCCCGUGCCAUCACGAAAGAGGGUUUCGAAAGUAUUCGCCAAGGAGGAAAUGCUGUUGAAAUCCGCCGCGGAGUUAUGAACGCUGUCGAAGUCGUGGUGAAGGAGUUGAAAGCCUUGAGCAAAAAAGUCACCACUCCAGAAGAAAUUGCUCAAGUUGCCACUAUUUCUGCCAACGGAGACACAAACAUUGGAAAUCUUAUUUCUGACGCUAUGAAGAAAGUUGGAACCAAAGGAGUGAUUACUGUUAAAGAUGGAAAGACCCUGACGGACGAACUCGAACUUAUCGAAGGAAUGAAGUUUGAUCGCGGAUACAUUUCCCCAUAUUUCAUCACAACGCCAAAGGGAGCUAAGGUUGAAUAUGAAAAAGCUUUGGUGCUCCUUAGUGAGAAGAAGAUCAGCCAGGUUCAAGAUGUUGUCCCAGCCCUUGAACUCGCCAAUAAGAUGCGAAGACCUUUGGUUAUCAUUGCCGAAGAUGUUGAUGGAGAGGCGCUUACCACUCUGGUUCUCAAUAGACUGAAGGUUGGACUUCAAGUUGUUGCCGUUAAAGCUCCAGGAUUCGGAGACAACAGGAAGAAUACCCUCAAGGAUAUGGGAAUCGCCACCGGCGCAACCGUUUUCGGAGAUGAUACCAACCUUGUGAAGAUUGAAGAUGUGGCUGCUAGCGAUCUUGGAGAAGUUGACGAGGUCACAAUCACUAAGGAUGACACUCUUCUUUUGAGAGGACGAGGAGAUCAAACAGAAAUCGAAAAGAGAAUUGAGCAGAUCACUGAUGAAAUUGAGCAAUCUACCAGCGAAUACGAAAAGGAGAAAUUAAACGAGAGACUUGCCAAGCUUUCGAAGGGAGUUGCUGUUCUCAAAAUCGGAGGAGCCUCUGAAGUUGAAGUUGGAGAGAAGAAGGACAGGGUUACAGAUGCUCUCUGCGCUACCCGUGCUGCUGUCGAAGAAGGAAUCGUUCCAGGAGGAGGCGUUGCUCUUCUUCGUUCCCUAAAAGCCCUUCAGUCUUUCAAGGCUGCAAACGAGGAUCAACAGAUUGGUGUGAACAUUGUCAAAAAGGCACUUGUUCAACCAAUUUCCACAAUCGUCAGGAACGCCGGACUCGAGCCAUCGGCAAUCAUUGAUGAAGUUCUUUCAAACAGCAACCCAGCUCAUGGUUAUGACGCUAUGCACGGAAAGUUCGUCAACAUGUUCGAAGCUGGAAUCAUUGAUCCAACCAAGGUUGUCAGAACCGCUCUUCAAGAUGCUUCUGGAGUUGCUUCUCUUCUCGCCACCACCGAAUGCGUCGUAACAGAAAUUCCAAAGGAGGAGCCAGCUCCAGCGGGAGGAAUGGGCGGCAUGGGAGGAAUGGGUGGAAUGGGCGGCAUGGGCUUCUAA
Messenger RNA from Caenorhabditis bovis, 1704 nucleotides. NCBI's taxonomy places the organism in Eukaryota, Metazoa, Nematoda, Chromadorea, Rhabditida, Rhabditidae. The record is from the annotation of a GenBank genome assembly.